CCUUCUCAUUUGUGUCGACUUGAAUUUAAACGUUUAUAUGAGUCAGUCCACCGGCCUCUAUCAACAUGGCUUCGUUAAAAUUUGGACAAGGGGUGAGGCGAUUUAGUACAACAGUAAUGAAACAUCAGAUGGUAAAGCCUCCAGUCCAGGUGUAUGGUGUUGAGGGAAGAUAUGCUUCAGCUCUUUACUCUGCAGCUUCCAAAAAGAAGGCACUUGAUGCUGUAGAAAAAGACCUCAGCUCUCUUUCUAAGGCACUGUCUACAGACAUCAAACUUAAAGAUUUCCUCUAUGAUCCAACUCAGAAAGUUCAGGACAAAAAAGUUAUCCUCAAAACAGUAGCAGAUAAGGGAAAGUACUCUGAAAUGACUACAAAUCUAUUUGGAGCUAUGGCAGAUAAUGGACGACUUAACAAACUCGGUGCUGUUGCCGACUCCUUUAGCACCAUCAUGGCAGCCGAACGAGGAUUAGUGUCAUGUACCGUAACUGUAGCCAAGACUCUGGAUGCUGCUACUCAGAAAGAACUUACAAAAAUCCUGUCUGGGUUCCUGAAGAAGGGUGAAAGCUUACAGCUAUCCAUGAAGGUUGACCCUGCUGUGAUCGGAGGUAUGCGGGUAGAUUUUGCCGACAAAUCUGUUGACAUGGCAAUGUCCUCCAAGCUGGGGAAGUAUGCCACUAUCAUCAGUGAGGCAUUGUAACACAGGCAUCUAUAGACUUUUUUCCAGUGUGUUGUAUGCUUGUUGAACUAAGAAAAAUAAUGUUUGAAGAUUCACAGUGCUAAUGGGAAAAGUGUACAUUUUUAGAUUACAAAUGAUUAAACAUUAUUAUUAGAAA
Pecten maximus is the source of this 831-nucleotide messenger RNA. RefSeq names its product ATP synthase subunit O, mitochondrial-like. The record is from RefSeq and is a predicted model, not a curated record. The coding region runs from base 66 to 695 and encodes 209 amino acids. Gene Ontology annotation, molecular function: proton-transporting ATP synthase activity, rotational mechanism. NCBI's taxonomy places the organism in Eukaryota, Metazoa, Mollusca, Bivalvia, Pectinida, Pectinidae. Gene Ontology annotation, biological process: proton motive force-driven mitochondrial ATP synthesis. The transcript has 8 exons.